This is a messenger RNA of Umbelopsis ramanniana AG, 766 nucleotides long. RefSeq lists its product as uncharacterized. The transcript has a single exon. Lineage: Eukaryota; Fungi; Mucoromycota; Umbelopsidomycetes; Umbelopsidales; Umbelopsidaceae. The record is from RefSeq and is a predicted model, not a curated record. Bases 138 to 605 code for a protein of 155 amino acids.
AAAUAUUACCAUCGUCAUCUUUUAUUACUUUUCAUGGAUACUGUUGGCUUAACCUACACAUUGCAUCUAGAGGGCUAGAAAAGAUCUUGUAGAGGAGAGAAAACGGGCAGAGCUACUGGAAAAGACACGCCACGCUGAUGCUGAGCGCAAGGCACGAGCUCAAGAACGCAAACAGGUGGUUGACAUUAGCGAGUGUAAGUACAGAUAUUCAAGCUUGGAAACGGAUAUUCCCUACGUAUUUUUCUCACUUUUGUCGCUUUCCAGCCAAUUCAGACGAGGAUAAAUAUAUCAUGGACAACCUUUUGGAAAAGUUACGAGCUGGCGAGUUGGCUACCAAUACCAAGAAGCGAACGGCUAAACGAAGAGAAUCUAUACGUGAGCGUCGACUUUUGCGAAGUGACUCGGUGGUCAUUAAAGCGGAGGAUCUACUCAAAUAUAUUCAAAACGAAGAAGAAAAUGCCGCAGCAGCAGCACCACGACAACCGCGAACACGAUCGCGCCGCUUAACAGCAUCCAGUCGAUUGCGUCAACUGGCAUCUCCCACUGGCUCUCCUAUAUCAGAUGCUGAUGUGGCAGAACAAAGUGACGAAGAAAAGCAUAGCUAGACUUCAACCUAUUUAAUACUAUAUUUUGCAUUGUCACUUCGUUUUUGUACAGGCUAUAGUACUUUUAAUAUAUGAAUAUACAUGGAAAAUAGUGGGUUUUUGUUAAUGUUAUGAUCGUUAUAACUUGGGAACAUCAUUUACUGCUGGAAAAUUGGACAUCU